This is a messenger RNA of Dictyostelium discoideum AX4, 1692 nucleotides long. RefSeq lists its product as hypothetical. Lineage: Eukaryota; Evosea; Eumycetozoa; Dictyosteliales; Dictyosteliaceae. Gene Ontology annotation, molecular function: DNA-(apurinic or apyrimidinic site) endonuclease activity; 3'-5' exonuclease activity. Gene Ontology annotation, biological process: double-strand break repair. The record is from RefSeq and is a predicted model, not a curated record. The transcript is spliced from 4 exons. Bases 1 to 1692 code for a protein of 563 amino acids.
AUGAAAAAAAUAAAUAAUUGUUUAAAUAUUAAAUGUAUUGAUGACUCAUUGAAAGGUGCAAUUUUAAAUUGUAGUGAUAUUGGUAAUUAUUAUAUUGGUAGAGGAACAUUUGAACAAUUACAAGAAAAGAAAUGUUCAAGAAAACAAAUUACAAUCACUUUAAAUGAUGAUACUGUUUACAUUUCAUCUACAGGUAUUAAUCCAUCAUACUUAAAGAAAGCAAAUCAAGAAUUUUUUGUUCAAAUGGCAAAAGAUCAAAAUUAUACUUUAGAAGAUGGUGAUUGUUUUUCACUUUUAUUUGAGAUGUAUACAUUUUUAGUCACUUUUCAACCAAUAAAUAAUAAUAAUAAUAAUAAUGAUAAUAAUAAAAGUCAAGAUGAUAAAAAAAGAAAACAAAUUGAUUCACAACAACAGCAACAGCAUCAACAGCAUCAACAACUACAACAACAAAAACAAAAUAAUGAAAAUGAAGAUAUAAAUAAAAAGAAAAAGAUAGAUAAUACUAAUACUAAACCACAAUGUCCUUUUGGUUCAAAAUGUUAUAGAAAGAAUCUUGAUCAUUUAAAUGAAUAUUAUCAUCCAAAUCAGUUAAUAAAUAAUAAUAACAAUAAUAAUAAUAAUAAUGACAGUGAUAAUGAAGAUAGAAAUAAUGAUGAUAAAACAACAAAAACAGGUUCAAAAGUACAAAAUACAGUUCAAUCAACUAAUAAUUUAACAGAUGAUACAAUUAAAACAAAAUCAACAACUUCAAUUAACGAUUUAAAAAAUAAUAAUAAUAAUAAUAAUAAUAAUAAUAAUAAUAAUAAUAAUAAUAAUAAUAAUAAUAAUAAUAAUAAUACAACUUCUGCAAAAACUGCAAACUCUGCUGUAACUAUACCUCAAUCGUCAUCACCAUCAUCAUCAUCAUCAUCAUCAACAACAACAACAACAACACCGGCAACUAAAACAUCAUCAUCAACAUCAUCACCAUCAAUACAACCACAAACAAAAAUAAAUGAAAAUUUUGAUGAAAGUAAUUCAAAUAUUAGUAAAAUUAUUGGACCAAAAUAUAGAAAGAAAAGAUUAACAGAUGCAUUAAAAGAGAGAUCAUUAGCAUUUCCUUUCAUAUCUACUUCAACAUUUGGUUUCAAUAUUGAUGAUGCAACAGAGAUAUCUGCAAAUGCAAUUUCAGAAUAUUUACAUUUUCAUGAAAAAGAAGAUGAUAUUAAAUUAAAAAUGAUGGUAGAGAAAUCUAUUUAUUCUGAUAAUUUAAUUCAAUCAUUUAAAAAGCAUUUUAAUGAUAAAUGGGAUAAAAGGUUUGAAAUUAUUAAAAUUGAAAAUUCAAAUAGUUUAGAACAAUUUAAUUUAGGUUGUAAAUUAUUUGCAACAGAAUCGACAUGGAGAUUAAAGAAAACACCACAAAAUAAACAAUUAUAUGAAAUGUUAGAUACUGGUACCUUUGAAAAAGUGACUAAAAAUUUAUAUCCAAAUUGUGGUAAAAUUGGUAAAGUUUAUCCAAUAUCAUUACAAAAUAAUAAACAAUUAGUAAAUUCAAUACUUCAUAAAGAAUAUGGUAUAGAUAUUGUAAUUUUAGUAUUAGGUGUAAAUAUGAAUCCAAAUAAACCAGAUGCUUUUAAAGAAAAUUCAGAAUUAGCUAAACCUUUAUUAUUAGAAACUUAUCAUUCUUUAUUUAAUGCUUUAGAUAAUUUUUAA